GGUGACCUAAUAUGGGCGGAGAGGAGCCGCCUGAGCAGGUAGACAGACGGAGAGACCCUUCGUGAAGAUCACAGCUUUAACAGAGGAACUAGAGGAAUAUACGACUUUACAGCGGAUUUAAACGGCCUGACAGCGGUGAAGAGACUAUUAUGGAAAUGCAAGAGGAAAACCAAAGGCCUGAGGACAGCCAGCUGAUUUCUGUCCCUCACAAGGAUACGAUCCGUCUGCUGGAGGUGUACGUCAAGCGCAGCCUCAGCCUGAACGACGGCUCGCUGGGAGAUAAGAGGGCCGGCAAGAAGGAGAAGUGGGUGACCAUGCCAAAAAGACAUCGGCGACAUUCCAGCGACCCGUCCCUUCACUUGGCCGAGGGGUUGAACGACGGGGACAUCGGUGUGUUUUCUGUGGUUGAACCUCCGAAAAAUCUGCCCGAGACGUGUCCUGAAGAACCAGAAAAGCCCAAAAAGAAGAAAAAGAAGACCAAGAAACCCUCACUGUGGAAGAGUUUUGUUGGACUUUUCUCUCAGAAGAGCAGCAAGGACAAAGAGGACGACGAAGAGGAGGACAGCCCGCCAGAGAUGUCCGAGUCCACAGUCCCCACGACGCCCUUCCAGUCCACGACUCCGGUCACCUUACGCAAGAAAGCCAUGAAAAGGAAGUCCAUAAGAAGGAGGUUCUCAAAAAGACGGUUAUCUCUGAUAAAACCAAAUAAACCCGGUAAAGAGCUGAACCUCGAUGACAUCACUGGAGUGGAAGCUGUCAUCAGCGUGGAACCAACAUACUCUUAUUACGAGAAAGUGACAGAGGAGCUGGAAAAAAUAGUCCACGAGGUCAAAGAGGAAGCCAGACCUCUUUCAGAUGAGGAAGUAAUCGAAAGAAUCAUCGCUCUGACAAAGAAGCAGGGCGACGCCAUAGAUGAUAAGCUGAGAGACAACCCCACCCUGAACAACUUCUUCCAGCGGAUGACGUACUCUUCUUUCCAGAAGCUGGCCGAUGAUUACCUGCAGAAAGAAGCGUCGCCGACCCACAGUCCUCCCACCGUCCUCCCAACAGCACCGGAGCUGGUCAAACUGGCCUUCACGCUCGACUUCACGGCCAGGAUAGCCGGACUCUCCAGACAGAACGUCGGCCACAUCACUGGUCUGGGGAACCGAUAUCUACAGGACCGGUUUAAAUACAGUCAGGCCUGCACAGAUCACCCAUGGUCCGACAGUGAUGACUGAGAUGGCGGCGUGCAGAGACAAAGCUGCAAGUGAUGUCUUUCCUCUCAGUGCCACAGGUGUGGUUCAGAAUGUGUUGCAAGCAUAAGUUCCUCUUUACAAACUCUAGAAACAAGGCACUACAUCAGACAAGUUGUUAGCCGGGGAACAGGCACACAACUUGCUGCCAUUUUUAUUUGGUUUUUACUAUUUUGUGAUUGAAUAGUUUUGCUGCAACGGCAUGUUUACUGAGCACACAGCCUGGAAGGUUUGACUGUGUGAGUUUGUGUACAUAAGUGUUGACUUUCACAUGAAAGGUCAACACAGAAACCGAGACCUUAGUAAGCCUUGUGCUAAAACAUGAUAUUGCAUGAGAAAAGCAACAUUUCAGAAUCACAACAGGUCAAUGGUUCUACAGGCAGCACUUUAAAUAUUACACUCUUUUUGCCAAAUUGAAUUGUGCACAUUGAUUUGUAGCGAUACAAAAGAGCAGUGCAAUAGCCUUUAAUGUAUAUAAGCUAGAAACUUUGCUAGUUUAAAAAAAUAAAAAAACUUUUUAUGUUUAGCUAAUUUAAAAUGUGACAAUGUUUGUUAUUGUGAAUGCUGGCAUUCAUGUUACGAACUCAAACAAAAUUUAAAAAAAACUACUUAAUUUAA
Messenger RNA from Amphiprion ocellaris (clown anemonefish), 1853 nucleotides. RefSeq lists its product as uncharacterized. Bases 150 to 1220 code for a protein of 356 amino acids. NCBI's taxonomy places the organism in Eukaryota, Metazoa, Chordata, Actinopteri, Pomacentridae. The transcript is spliced from 6 exons. The record is from RefSeq and is a predicted model, not a curated record.